AUGACACGUUUGAGGGGAAUGAAGCCUGGUCCGGAGCUUGCUUCGGAGAGCCAAACCUCUCCAAAAGAAGGCUUCGAGCCAGCCAACGAUUCCCCUCAACACAACCCUCUUGAAAUUGUGAGAAACCCUACCUUCAACACUCAUAAAUCUUUUUUCUGGCCGGAUUCAUGGGAACACGAUGUGCGUACACUUUGGACAUCGAGGGCAAGAGAGAGAUACUCUGGCUUCAUCUCCACCCUUAAGAAAUUGAAAGAGAGGCCAGCAUUUGUGUCAGAAGAAUUGUGGAAUGGGCUGCUCGUGUAUUGGGAAAGUAAGGAUGUUAAAUACAAGUCAGAAAUCGCACGGAAGGCGAGAUAUUCAGAGAUAGGUGGACCCGGCACGGGCUAUAGCAAACAUUAUGGGGGCACAUCGUGUGCUGUAGUUAAAGCUCAGAAAAUAGCAAAUGAAAAGGGGGUCUCUAUUGGAGAUUGUAUGUAUGAUGCCUACUUGGCACUACACUUCAAGAAUGGAAAAUAUACAACUAAGGAGGCCGAAGAGAUAGAUGCCAAGGUAAAAGAGAUUGUGGCUGCACAAGGUGAGGGAGCAAAUCUAAAUGAUAUAUAUGUCAAUCAAGUCAUGGGAAGCUGCCUUGACAAGAAGAAGCGGAUGCUUAGAACGGGAGUCCUUGGACCAAUGCUCUUAGGGAGUAAGUCUGUGGCUGCUUCAACUAGCAAUCAACAGGAUGCCAAGUGGAAAAGUGAGAUGCAACAAAAUUUCAACGAAGAGCGUGAGCGUAGAAUGAAGUUGGAAGAGGACGUGAGCAGGAUGCAGAAGGUGGUGGAUCUGUUGGUGAGCCAACAGUCCCACCAGUCAAGUUACUCUGCUGCCCGACCUGAUGAAGAAUAUUCUACCUGAUGCUAGAAGCGGAGGAGGUGGCUCAAAGAUGAACAAGAUCCAAGAUUUGGAGAGAGACGAAGUUUAUUACACUAGGAAGGAACAAGAUUGUAGAUGAUAAAUUUGUCAAAAACGGUCCCACAACUAUUUUGCAGACUUGAGAAGCUACAUGCUCGACUAUUUUGUUAUUAACUAAGUUUUAGAAUUGCACUAA
Salvia hispanica is the source of this 1087-nucleotide messenger RNA. RefSeq lists its product as uncharacterized. The record is from RefSeq and is a predicted model, not a curated record. Lineage: Eukaryota; Viridiplantae; Streptophyta; Magnoliopsida; Lamiales; Lamiaceae.